This is a messenger RNA of Phytophthora megakarya, 684 nucleotides long. NCBI's taxonomy places the organism in Eukaryota, Oomycota, Peronosporomycetes, Peronosporales, Peronosporaceae. The record is from the annotation of a GenBank genome assembly.
AUGACAGUCAGAGUGUUAGACGCGCAGGGAAAGCCAACUCGAGGAGAUAAUAUUCAAGGAGGCGAUGGGCUAUGGAUAUUAGCUGAAGUCGAAGAAACGGCAGCGCUUCGGGCAAAGGGAGUGCUCGAAGAGAUUGAGCAGGCAGAUUUGCCAGAAGGAGCAAAAGCGAUUAAGAUUAUGUGGAUGUACGCGAUCAAAACGGAUCACCAAGGCUAUCGAACAGGAAUCGAUUUCAUCGAAACGUUUGCAUCUGUUGACCGUAUGGCAUCAUUCAGGUUAGUACUUGCCAUUGCAGCUGAACUGGAUCUGAAAGUGUUGGGUGAUAUCAACACAGCUUAUCUGAACGCGUGUUUGGCGAUUCCGCAGUUCAUCAAGUCAAUCAAGGAGUUCCCUUGUGCGGUUGAUGGUCCUUUGUACAUCGUGAGGAAGGAUCUUUAUGCGUUACGUCAACCUGGACGUGAAUGGGACUCCAAACUAAAUAAUUGGCUACUUAGGCAAGGUUUUCAACGCCGUGCAACUGAACCCUGCUUAUACUUCAAGUAUGGCCUCUUCGUAUUCCACCUACGCCAGAUACAAUGUUGCACAAAUUAUAUUGAAAUUGAUGUGCUUGUUAUAUCUUUGAUCGCUACUUACGUAUUUGACAACUUCCUAGACUGUCGGGAAAACCAGUCGGUCCGUCCGUAA